Molecule: messenger RNA, 1674 nt
Organism: Lolium rigidum
Lineage: Eukaryota; Viridiplantae; Streptophyta; Magnoliopsida; Poales; Poaceae
Product: alpha-1,3-arabinosyltransferase XAT3-like
Exons: 2
Coding region: 25-1374 (449 amino acids)
Molecular function (GO): glycosyltransferase activity
Source: RefSeq, a predicted model, not a curated record
GGCCGGGCGGCGACGGUGGCGGCGAUGAAGCAGCCGAGGUCGCGGCAGGAGCCGCGGCGGAUGGGCAACUCCGCCAUGGUCAUCACCAUGCUGCUCUCCCUCUGCGUCCUCACCUUCAUCAAGGCCCGCUACUGCACAACCCCAUACCCCAACAAGCCGGCGCCGUUGCUGGAGGUGGAGAUCGACGACGACUACGACGGCAGCCGGUACAAGAUCUCGGGCCCGAUCGGGGAGGAGGACUUCGACCCGAGCCGCCCCACCUGCUACAACACCAGCAAGCGCUCCGAGCGGUGCGCGGCGGUGGGGGACAUCCGGGUCGACGGCAACCACUCCAAAAUCUACAUCAGCCCUCUCGACAAAGAAUGGCGGACCAAGCCGUACGCGCGCCGACACGACGCGGUCGCCAUGGACGACGUCCGCGAGUUCGCGCUCCUCCCCUUCGGCGCCUCCAACGAGACGGUCAUCCCGCCGCUCUGCACCCGGAACCACUCCGUCCCGGCCUUCCUCUUCUCCAGCGGCGGCUUCGCGGGCAACCUGUACCACGACUACACCGACGUGCUCGUCCCGCUCUUCACCAGCACCCACCACUUCGGCGGCGAAGUGCAGUUCCUGCUCACCGACAUCAAGGACUGGUGGCUGGACAAGUUCACGCCGCUCUUCCGCCACCUCUCCAACUACGACGUCAUCGACGUGGACAACGACCAGGAGGUGCACUGCUUCCCGCGCAUCGUCAUCGGCUCCACCUUCCACCGCGCCAUGGGCAUCGACGCCACCCGCUCCCCGGGCGGCGAGACCGUCGCCGACUUCAAGCGCCUCCUCCGCCGCGCCUUCCACCUCAAGCGCGACGUCGCAUCGCACAUCAAGCCCCGGCUCCUCAUCAUCUCCCGCAAGUCCUCCCGCCGCUUCCUCAACGAGCGCGCCAUGGCGCACGCCGCCGCGCUGGCGCAGUUCGACGUGCGCAUCGCCGAGCCGGACAACCACACCGACAUGCCCAACUUCGCGCGCCUCGUCAACUCCGCCGACGUCAUGAUGGGCGUGCACGGCGCCGGGCUCACCAACAUGGUGUUCCUCCCCAGCCGCGCCGUGCUGGUGCAGGUGGUGCCGUUCGGCGGGCUCGAGUGGCUGUCCCGGGUGACCUUCAAGGACCCGGCCAAGGACAUGGACGUGACCUACAUGGAGUACAACGUGUCGCUGGAGGAGAGCUCGCUCAAGAACCUCUACCCCAAGGACCAUUUCUACCUGCAGCACCCCUACGACGUGCACAAGAAGGGCUGGGACGCCAUCAAGACCGUCUACCUCGACAAGCAGAGCGUCACCCUCAACCUCACCAAGUUCGCCGACGCGCUCGAGCACGCCAGAAGCCUCCUGCCCUGACAUUGAGCUCUGCAGCCAGCCUGCGAGUUCCUUCGUGCUAGAUUAGACCUUCUUCCUCUUCUUCCCCCCGAUGCUUCUGUCCUCUUCUUGAUUUGUUGUUCUUCUUGUCAUGGCAAGAUUCAUUUCUUUCAUUGUUUCUUUCUUCAUUUUUUUUUUUUUGGUAAAGGACGAAGAGACGAACAAGUUCGUGUCACAGCAUAGGCAACAAGUGUGCAAAGCCUAAUUAAUUACACACUUUGUAAAUCGAUUGAUUAUACCAAGCCCACAUGAGAGUAAUUAUUUUGCCCACAUGGGGACUCA